CUGAGCAGCGUGUGGGCUGUGGGUGAGCAGAACAGGACAUAGGGCGCCCCAGUGUCCCCGUUAAUGGGGCCGUGGUGGCACUGGGGGGCCUCAAUCAGAGCCAUAUAUCCAGCCAUCGCCCCCCUGAGCCCCAUAGUGACCCAAGUGCUGCUCCCAGCAGUGGGAGCCCUGCAGGUGAACCAGGACCCCCCCGAGCUGUGGGCAGCAGCUGGUACCAACGUGUCCCUGCGGUGCCAGCUGCAGACAGCGCAGCGUUGGACCAUGGCCCGUGUAACGUGGCUGAAGGACGGGGGGCACGAGGUGCUGUGUGAGCACAGGGUGACCCACCUGCCCCCCAAAGCCACCACCAUGCCCUGUGCCACCCCCCACAUCCACCUCACAUGGAGCCCACCCCACGCCAACCUCAGCCUCCAUGGGGCACAGGAGGGUGAUGCAGGACGCUACGUCUGCCAUGUCACCAUUGAGGUCCCCUACCUCGCCACAGCCACCGGGAACGGCACAAUGCUCCAUGUCAGUGCAGGAGCUGAUGGAGAUCACGGGGCAGGGCUGACAUGGGAGCUGUGUGGGGCUGUGGGGGGCACCGUGCUGCUCGUCGGGCUGAUCUCCCUUGGCUGCUGCUGCUGCAGGAGGAGGAGGGCAGACACCUCAGACAUCUACGUGAACAUGGUGCCCCACCGGACCCCGAGGGACAAGAACCCCCAGGGAGCAGCUGCUGGAGGACGAUGCGUCCAAGGGGGGCUGGACCGAACGUGGAACCCUCCCAGCCUUAAGGGGUGACCCCCCCUUCCCCCCCCCAGUGCCCCACAGCCCCGAUAUGGGCAGGGGGUGUGUGUGAGCGAUGUGCUCCGCUCUGCUUCACACAGGAAGAGCCCCCAUUAGGCUGACAGCAUCCUGCCACCUCGCUUCCUGUCUUCUUGCGGCGCCUUCCUGCCCCCCAGAACCCACCCAUGGGGGCAACCACAGGCAGACCCACAGCUGGGGGGCACUGCACGGCCCCAUGGCCCCCCCAAGCUGCAGGGAAGCCCAAACUCUGACCCUAACCCUGAUCCUAAGCCCGGCUCUGAGCCUUACCCCAACCCCAAAUGAUUCAUAGACCUGACCCAAACUCAAACCCUCACUCUGACCCUGACCUGAACCCAAAUCCAACCCCUGACCCUGACCCUGACCCUCACAUUGACCCUAAAAUGAACCCAAACUCAUUCCCUCUCCCAGUCCUGAUCCCUUAAUCCCAACUCUGACUCAAUUCAAACCAAACUCAAACCCAAACCUGACCCCAAUCCCAGUCCCUGACCCAGACCCAAACCCAGCCCUCCCGUGGGGCAGCGGGCAGAGCUGACAGCAACAAAUCCCCCCGGCCCCCUUUCCCCACAUACCAUAGAGUUCAGCCUCAAGAGGUACCAGAGCGUACCAAAGCCUACAGCCUUUAAUGGACACACCAGGGGGGGAUCCCCAUUGCUGUGGGGCUCAGGG
This is a messenger RNA of Coturnix japonica (Japanese quail), 1470 nucleotides long. It is a transcript of the gene TMIGD2, whose product is annotated as transmembrane and immunoglobulin domain containing 2. Gene Ontology annotation, biological process: B cell receptor signaling pathway; B cell differentiation. NCBI's taxonomy places the organism in Eukaryota, Metazoa, Chordata, Aves, Galliformes, Phasianidae. The record is from RefSeq and is a predicted model, not a curated record. Gene Ontology annotation, cellular component: external side of plasma membrane; B cell receptor complex.